This is a messenger RNA of Gekko japonicus, 2653 nucleotides long. It is a transcript of the gene SLC26A11, whose product is annotated as solute carrier family 26 (anion exchanger), member 11. The annotation marks the transcript as partial. Gene Ontology annotation, cellular component: membrane. Lineage: Eukaryota; Metazoa; Chordata; Lepidosauria; Squamata; Gekkonidae. The record is from RefSeq and is a predicted model, not a curated record. Gene Ontology annotation, biological process: transmembrane transport. Gene Ontology annotation, molecular function: sulfate transmembrane transporter activity. The transcript has 15 exons.
UUGCAGUAUGGCCUCUAUUCCUCCUUCAUGGGCUGCUUCAUCUAUUGUCUCUUGGGGACUGCAAAAGAUGUGACACUGGGCCCUACAGCCAUCAUGUCAUUACUGGUUUCUUCCUAUGCAUUCCAUGACCCUGCUUAUGCCGUCCUGCUUACGUUCCUCUCAGGCUGCAUCCAGUUAAUCAUGGGGCUUCUACAUCUUGGUUUCCUACUAGACUUCAUCUCAUAUCCUGUCAUUAGAGGGUUCACUUCAGCUGCUGCAGUCACCAUUGGCUUCAACCAGGUCAAGGCACUCCUUGGCCUGCAGAACAUCCCACGGCAGUUUUUCCUGCAGGUGUAUUACACCUUCUCUAGAAUUGGAGAGACAAGAGUGGGGGAUGCCAUUCUUGGGCUCAUCUGCCUGAUCGUGCUUACAGGACUGCAACAAAUGAAAAACCACAUCCCCAGGGUGUUCCGGAUGGAAAAAUUAUCUGUCAGGAUCAGCCAGCUUAUUGUCUGGGCAACAGCAACAGCCCGUAAUGCUCUGGUGGUCCUGUUUGCUGGUUUGGUGGCCUACUCCUUCCAAGUUAGAGGCUCCCAGCCAUUCACCCUCACAGGGACAAUACCCCAAGGACUCCCCCCCUUCCAGCCACCACCAUUCUCCAAGGUGACACCCAAUGAGACAGUCUACUUUGGAGAGAUGGUGCAGGCAAUGGGAGCUGGCUUGGCUGUGGUGCCACUCAUGGGGCUAUUGGAGACUGUUGCAAUCGCCAAGGCAUUUGCAUCUCAAAAUAACUACCAGAUUGACCCUGAUCAGGAGCUGUUAGCCAUGGGUUUCACUAAUCUCUUUGGAUCCUUUGUCUCAUCCUAUCCCGUCACAGGUAGCUUUGGCCGGACAGCCGUGAAUGCCCAGACUGGGGUGCGCAGCCCUGCAGGGGGACUAAUCACAGGGGCCCUGGUGCUGCUGUCUCUGGCUUUCCUUACUUCUCUCUUCUACUACAUUCCCAAGGCUGCUCUGGCAGCUGUCAUCAUCUGCGCAGUGGCUCCUAUGUUUGACGCUAGGAUCUUCCGUACAUUGUGGCAGGUUAAAAGGCUGGACCUGGUGCCACUCUGUGUGACAUUCUUGCUCUGUUUCUGGGAGAUGCAGUAUGGCAUUGUGGCAGGUGUGCUGGUCUCAGCUAUUCUUCUGCUCUACCCCAUUGCCAGGCCACAGAUAAAGGUGUCUGAGCAUGAGACAAUACUCUUACAGCCUUCCAGUGGCCUGUGUUUCCCAGCCAUUGAGUUCCUCUGUGACACUGUGCACAAACAAGCUCUAUCAGUGUCUCCACUGCGCACUGUCAUCCUGGACUGUACUCAUGUCAGUAAUAUUGACUAUACAGUGGUGAUGGGGCUGUCAGAGCUACUUCAACAGUUACGGUGCAGGAGAAUCUCUCUGAUCUUCAUUAAUGUGCAGGCUCAUGUGCUCCAAGUCCUGCUGGCUGCUGAUCUGGGAAGAUUCUGUAAUGUUUCCAGCCUGGAAGAUGCAGGAAAGAGUUGUGAAGAGGAGGCACGCACAGCCAAUGAAGCUUUGUUUGAUGGCAGUGACAGCAUACUGCCAACAUCUGGGAUAAUUCAGUGAGGACACAGAGCUUUAAUGCCUAUGUACAAGUUCCCAAUCUAAGCAUGGAGACGGGUUUCAGAUACCGUAUUGAUCUGUAUUGUUAAUCUGUGCACUUUAAGGCAUUGUGCUGGAAUUGAGAAGUGGCUCAGCAUGUGGGAGAUUUCAUUGUGGAGGACGAAGAUCUCUUCAAGAAAUGAAGAUGCAGUUUAUUCAAAGGCCACCCACUGUUUCAGGUGCAACGGAAGCUGAGGUGCCAUUGGUCUGAAAUAGUAGUGCCUCCGGUUGGAGAGAUUAUGGUAGCUCCUUAGUACUUAUAGUUUAUUUCUAAAGUUCAUUGCACUCCAGUAAUAUUGGGCUUUUCCACAUUCUCAUUUUUCUCACUUGUGUGUUCCUGUCGCUUUGGGGGGGGGGGUGUUUCCGUUCUGCACUUGUUUUGCUCCCUUUCGUGGUCAAUUUGAUUUUACAUCACUUCAUGUCCACCAUAAACACCUGCAGUUUAAAUGUGCAGGGAGAUAUGCCAGACACAAAGCAAUGUAGUAUCGAAUUGACCACUAAACACGCGCGGACCAAGGAACACACACAGAAAAAUGACAAUGUGGAAAAGCCUACUGGUAAGGGAACACUAAUCUGAAAAAAAAAUUAAGAGAAUAAAUGUAUUUUUGAAAUAAACAAUGGAAAUAAGGGAGGAUGAAUAAGAAAAAGGCUGUCUGCCUAGCUUUGGCAUUUUGCUGGGAAAGCUUUUGGCUGUAUUGUACACUUACGUUGUAUAUUUUGUUUGGAAGUCAGCCAAAACCAAGUUACGUUUCCCUUUCGAAGUCAAUAAAUCUGCCUUUUUCAUACAUUACUUGUAUGCUACUGUGCUAUUCACAAACCUCUGCCGUUGUUCCGCACCUGUGAGAUCUAUCCUGAUGGAGAGGUAUGCAAAAGAGUGUACUUGGAAAGUUUGCUCUGUAUAGGGGCAUUUUCAGAAUGUGAUUGGGAGUACAGAAGUGUAUUGGGGAAAGAUGUGUUCCUUUCUCCCCACUAAAGCAGGGCUUUUUGGAUGAUGCCUCCAUAUUAGACCCCUUCCAGUCCGGUU